This is a messenger RNA of Saccharomyces eubayanus, 2886 nucleotides long. RefSeq names its product chitin synthase CHS2 (gene CHS2). The transcript has a single exon. NCBI's taxonomy places the organism in Eukaryota, Fungi, Ascomycota, Saccharomycetes, Saccharomycetales, Saccharomycetaceae. Gene Ontology annotation, cellular component: cell septum; cell periphery. The record is from RefSeq and is a predicted model, not a curated record. Gene Ontology annotation, molecular function: chitin synthase activity. The coding region runs from base 1 to 2886 and encodes 961 amino acids.
AUGACAAGAAACCCGUUCAUGGUGGAGCCUUCGAGUGGCUCUCCCGGCAGGCGUGGGGCUUCUAACCUUUCGAGGUUUUAUACAAACACCAGCAGUAACCCCCGGUGGGCCAACGGCAGUUCGGAGAGCUUGGAGGAGGGCUACGAACAGUCAAACGUCUUUCAGGGUCUUCCUGUGUCUCCUUCCAGGGCCGCGCUAAGGUAUUCUCCAGACCGUCGCCAUAGGACUCAGUUCUAUCGUGACAGUGCCCAUAACUCCCCCGUUGCUCCCAACAGGUAUGCUGCUAAUUUGCAGGAGUCUCCGAAGAGACCAGGUGAAGCUGUUAUACAUCUGGGCGACGGCAGCAACCUUUAUCCUCGCGAGAACACAGACUUACCGGUAGACCCCUACCACGUGUCUCCCCAACAACAGCCCAGCAACAACCUAUUUGGUAGUGGCAGACUGUAUUCUCAAAGCUCGAAGUAUACAAUGUCUACAACCUCCACCACGGCGCCUUCCCUGGGAGACGACGAGAAAGAGAAAUACCUCACUUCCACCACAUCAUAUGAUGAUCAGUCUACGAUUUUCUCUGCAGACACCUUCAAUGAAACUAAGUUUGAACUGAACCAUCCGACAAGACAACAGUAUGUAAGACGUGCUAAUUCUGAGAGUAAAAGAAGAAUGGUUUCAGACUUGCCUCCCCCCAGCAAGAAAAAGGCACUGUUGAAACUAGACAACCCAAUUCCAAGAGGAUUGCUAGACACUUUGCCCCGUAGAAACUCCCCAGAGUUUACAGAAAUGAGAUACACGGCUUGUACCGUUGAACCAGAUGAUUUCUUAAAGGAAGGUUACACUUUGCGGUUUGCGGAGAUGAACAGGGAAUGCCAAAUCGCCAUCUGUAUCACAAUGUAUAACGAAGAUAAGUACUCCUUGGCAAGAACCCUUCAUUCGAUCAUGAAAAACGUUGCUCAUCUUUGCAAACGUGAAAAAUCUCAUGUCUGGGGCCCCAAUGGCUGGAAGAAAGUCUCUGUUAUUUUAAUUAGUGAUGGUAGAGCCAAAGUCAAUCAAGGAUCUCUUGACUACUUGGCUGCUUUGGGUGUUUACCAAGAAGAUAUGGCCAAAGCCUCUGUUAAUGGUGAUCCCGUGAAGGCGCAUAUUUUCGAACUGACAACUCAGGUCUCCAUCAAUGCGGAUCUGGAUUACGUUUCCAAAGACAUUGUCCCAGUACAGUUAGUCUUUUGUCUAAAAGAGGAAAACAAGAAAAAGAUCAACUCUCAUCGUUGGUUGUUCAAUGCCUUCUGUCCCGUUUUGCAGCCCACCGUCGUCACUUUGGUCGAUGUUGGUACGCGUUUGAACAAUACCGCCAUUUAUCGGUUGUGGAAGGUGUUUGACAUGGAUUCAAACGUCGCUGGUGCCGCUGGUCAAAUUAAGACUAUGAAGGGUAAAUGGGGAUUGAAACUUUUCAAUCCACUAGUCGCGUCGCAAAAUUUUGAAUACAAAAUUUCGAACAUUUUAGAUAAACCAUUGGAAAGUGUCUUCGGUUAUAUCUCGGUUCUUCCCGGUGCUUUAUCCGCAUACAGAUACAGAGCUCUGAAAAAUCAUGACGAUGGAACUGGACCCCUAAGGUCGUACUUCCUUGGUGAAACUCAAGAAGGUAGGGACCAUGAUGUCUUUACGGCAAAUAUGUAUUUGGCUGAAGAUAGAAUUCUUUGUUGGGAAUUGGUUGCCAAGAGAGAUGCCAAAUGGGUUUUGAAAUAUGUCAAAGAAGCCACUGGUGAGACUGAUGUUCCUGAAGACGUUUCUGAGUUUAUUUCUCAAAGAAGACGUUGGCUGAAUGGUGCAAUGUUUGCUGCAAUUUAUGCUCAAUUACAUUUCUAUCAAAUUUGGAAAACCAAACAUUCCGUUGUACGUAAAUUCUUCCUGCACAUUGAGUUUCUUUACCAGUUUAUCCAAAUGCUAUUUUCCUGGUUCUCCAUUGCAAACUUUGUCCUUACCUUCUAUUAUUUGGCUGGCUCAAUGAAUCUAGUUAUUAAACAUGGUGAGGCUUUGUUCAUUUUUUUCAAGUAUUUGAUCUUUUGUGAUUUAGCAAGUUUGUUCAUUAUCUCUAUGGGUAAUAGGCCUCAAGGUGCAAAACAUCUCUUCAUUACGUCUAUGAUUAUAUUGUCUAUUUGUUCCACAUAUUCAUUGGUUUGCGGGUUUGUAUUUGCCUUUAAGUCACUAACUUCUGGUACGGAAUCACACAAAAUAUUCGUUGAUAUUGUUAUCUCACUGUUGUCUACCUAUGGUCUUUACUUUUUCUCAUCCCUCAUGUACCUGGAUCCAUGGCAUAUGUUUACAUCAUCCAUACAAUAUUUUUUGACGCUUCCUGCCUUUACAUGCACUCUACAAAUUUUUGCCUUUUGCAAUACGCACGAUGUUUCGUGGGGUACUAAAGGUUCUACACAGGAGUCUAAACAAUUAUCUAAGGCCAUUGUGGUGCAAGGUCCAGAUGGUAAACAGAUCGUGGAAACGGAUUGGCCACAGGAAGUUGAUAAGAAAUUUUUGGAAAUAAAAAGCCGCUUGAAAGAGCCUGAUUUCGAAGAGUCAAGUGGUAACGAAAAGCAAUCCAAGAAUGACUAUUACAGAGACAUAAGAACCAGAAUUGUGAUGAUAUGGAUGUUAUCGAAUUUAAUACUAAUCAUGUCCAUCAUUCAAAUUUUCACACCACAGGAUACAGACAAUGGUUACUUAAUUUUCAUUUUAUGGUCGGUCGCUGCUUUAGCUGCCUUUAGAGUAGUCGGUUCUAUGGGCUUCUUGUUCAUGAAAUACUUGCGUAUAAUCGUAAGUUACAGAAAUAAAGUAGAAGAUAGCGGAUCUUGGGAAGUUUCCAAACUGGAUUUGACUAAAGUCUUCCAUAAAAAAGGUUAA